AUGACCCUGGUAGCAUAUUCCGACUCUGAGGGCUCCGACGCUGAGCCGGAUAAUACCCCAGUCCCUACUGUCGACAAGUCAAAGAAAUCCGACUCCGGUGCCGGCUUCCAGGUUGACCGCAGCAACCCGCGCAAGAUCCGCGUCGCUCUCCCGGAGCUGAAGCCCGAACACCCUACGGACCAAGACGCCGAGGAUGGCCCAGCACGCAAGAAGGCUCGGCUAGGUGCAGGAGGUGGUGCGUUCUCGGGGUUUAAUUCGUUUCUACCUGCCCCAAAGCGUGCCGCAGAGAAGAAGGGUCCUGUCGCCACAACGCGCAAAGUGUUCAGCCUAAAGACUGGCGCCGCCCCAGGAUUUGACCGACAAGCAGAUGCCGAAUCAAAGCUGGGCCUCCCCUCAGACGAUGCCUACGAUGAAAACGAUACAGAUGCAAAUAUCCCUGCGCCUGGCAGUUUGGCGGACCCUGCGACUGCCUCGGACUCGACACCGGUUCCAGAGUCGGCUGGGGAGGUUAAGCUGCAGGGAAACCCUAUGAUGUUCAGGCCACUAUCGGUUGCCAGAACUCAGAAGAAGAAAAAAGUUACAAAAUCUGCCACCUCGGCUUCAACGACGACAUCUAACCCACUACCUACUACCGAGCAACCUGUGAAAGCGACACCUGCGCCACCACCAAAACCAAAAGUCAGCUUAUUCUCCUUACCGUCAGGAGAUUCCGAAUCCAGAACAGAAAUGCCCUCGGCUGCAACAGGAACCUACGAGCCCCUAGUAUACACCACCGAGACUGAAGCUGGCCCUGCUUUUGCACCCGCGUCCGCACCAGACGCAUUAUAUCCCAACCCUAGCACAACAUCCGCUUCAUCAUCCCUCAACAACAUUGCAAAUGACUUGAACUUGUCAAAAUCAGAACGGCGCCAGCUCUUCGGUCGUAAUGCGCCACCUGUCGACUCGCAAAUUCUUACCUUCAACACGGACAAGGAAUACGCUCAUAACCAAGCUCUUGCAGAAACAGAACUAGCUGGCACCCAACACCAACCUGUGCGAACUAUCAAUACAGCUGGCAAGCACAGCUUGCAGCAACUUGUCAAUGUGGCAACUUCGCAGAAGGAAGCCUUGGAAGAGAGCUUUGCUACUGGGAGGAGGAACAAAAAGGAAGCCGGCGCGAAGUAUGGGUGGUGA
Molecule: messenger RNA, 1173 nt
Organism: Penicillium angulare
Lineage: Eukaryota; Fungi; Ascomycota; Eurotiomycetes; Eurotiales; Aspergillaceae
Product: PRCC domain-containing protein
Exons: 1
Coding region: 1-1173 (390 amino acids)
Cellular component (GO): nucleus
Source: RefSeq, a predicted model, not a curated record